Molecule: messenger RNA, 3295 nt
Organism: Uloborus diversus
Lineage: Eukaryota; Metazoa; Arthropoda; Arachnida; Araneae; Uloboridae
Product: retinal homeobox protein Rax-like
Exons: 6
Coding region: 139-1227 (362 amino acids)
Biological process (GO): regulation of transcription by RNA polymerase II
Molecular function (GO): RNA polymerase II transcription regulatory region sequence-specific DNA binding; DNA-binding transcription factor activity, RNA polymerase II-specific
Source: RefSeq, a predicted model, not a curated record
CGAUAAUCGAGCAAAAUUCGUGCGACUUAAAUUGCGACUUCUUUCAUAAAAAUCAGCACCGUUAAGGGCUUCGGAAUCAAUAGAUAAAUAUUGGUGGAAAUUGGCGAGAAUUGAUCUGCGCUCCUUUUCUCAGGAACCAUGCAGAACAGCAACCCCCCAAAGCAACCGGAGUCGAACCGAGGCAAUUUCCACAGCAUCCAGGUGAUGUUGGGUCUUCAGCAGGAGCUGGGAUGCCCGCAGCACGAGGCAAUCGCGGCGGUUUCGGCGGCUCUCGGGUACUCGCCGCCGCACCAACCUUUCCCCGGCGUCGUGACGAGCGGCGGCGGCCUCCUCUGCGGCGGAGUCAGCAUGGCGGGGUUGGCGCAGCAUCAGCAACAGCAGCAACAGUACACCACAGCCAGACUGCGAGACGGCUUCGCCGAAUUGGCCUCUGCGACUAAAGAUGCGACAGAAGCAGUGAAACAAACAACUUCAUCCAGCAGUGAUAAAAACAGUCCAUCCAGUUCCAACGCUACAGAGAAAACUGUAAAAAAGAAAAAAACUCGAACGACUUUCACUGCGUACCAAUUAGAAGAACUUGAACGUGCCUUUCAACGAGCCCCCUACCCAGAUGUGUUUGCCAGGGAAGAAUUGGCUCUUCGCUUAGCGCUCAGUGAAUCAAGGGUUCAAGUUUGGUUCCAAAAUCGAAGAGCGAAAUGGAGGAAAAGAGAACCUCCCAGAAAAACAAAUUAUUUACAAACAGCAGUAUCCACACCUUCCAUGGGAAAGACGUUCACAAACACUUCUCCACUUCCAUCUUUGUCAACCAACAUGGACACCAGUUGGGCAAGCUUCACAACCAGUCCAUAUGAUUUCGGAUUUCAGAAUGCAUUGGCUACAUCCCCGUACGCGGGAUUCUCCACAAGUCCACACACAAAUCUGAGCACAUGUCCCACUUCAUCAGGCUUCUAUGGUGGCAUGAUUUCCCAAGGUGAUCCCCUUCUGCCAUCUUUAACUACCACCAGGUCCGACAUGCAUUCAAAUGCUAGCUUGAGUAAAACUCCUAGUCCUCCAAGUGUCUAUGGCAAUGGAAGCAACGGUUCUGGGGGAGAAAAGAAAUUGGGAACCUUGGUAGGAUUGGAACCUGCUGAUGUGGAUCCACAUCGCCUAGCAUCACUUCCACCAAUCAUGCUCAAAACAAAGGAUACGUCCGUGUCGCCACUGCCAUCAUUGGAUUUUUUCACCUAAAUAUCAAAUGGUUUUUCAUUUUGCACGCGUAAAGACAUCAUACUCCACUCUUUUAUUUUUUAAUGAAUCCAUUUGCACCAUACAAAUAAAUAUAUUUCUUUCAGCCCUCCCCACCUCCCUUUUUUGCCUAUUAUUACUUUUUACUUUGUCUGCUAAUCUCACGAAAACGCUUUCCCUCUGACACCACAUGAAUUGGAUGAUACUGAACUCUCACUAGCUUCACAUAGCUGUUUUUUUCUCUGCUUGAUUCUUUUUUGUAAUGAUCAGAAGUCCACACAAAACACAUUAGAAACAAAAAUGUUUUAAUUGCUCACUGAGAGAUGUUAGUCAUUAAAUCAGAUCAAUAAAAGAUAAUUAUAAGAAACUUUUAGAACAACAUCUAUUCCAGUGGCUCAUCUUUGUUUGAUAUUUAUUUGCGAUUUUAUUCUGCUACUGCAGCAAAAUGGUUAACUUCCCGUCGAAGAACGUCACUUUUGCCAGUCCAAUUAUGUAUCAGAGAACCAGACGACCGAUUUUUUUUACCAAAUGCAUCAAACCCUUCUUUCAUACAAAAUCCAAUCAUCAGAAUGUUUGAUUAUCCAAACGAGGUCCGGUCACAAUUGAUUCGGAUAAUUGGAUUUCGAUUAUAUUUGCAAAUGUAUCAGUUUUAAGAACUACUAUAAACUAUUCGUAGUAACCAACAAAAAAUGCACUGUGCACGUGUAUUAUAACAUUGUGAAGUGAAGGAAAUCUACAAAGAAGUUUUAAAAAUAUUUUAACAGACGUAUUCUGGAAUCAAGUUAAUAUUCUUUAUGUAUGACAUCUUUUUUGCAUCCUUCGUUUGUCCAUCCUUUGAAAAUUACUUCAUUGAUGUCGUUGAUGUGGAAAUAAUGUGAAUUUUAAAGCAAUCUUCCACUGACAGACACAGCCCGGAAUCCAGGUCUAUCCUCAAUCAAUGGAUAAAUUAGUGAUUUGUGUGGUGCCGUUUUUACGCAUUACGUCGAAAAUGCAUCAAUUCGCCCGAAAAGAGUAAAAGCCACACUUUACGAAGAAGAUUCUUACCAGUUGAAGAUUCAUGUCACUUUUCCCCCUCGCACACUCAAGUUAUACCAAAGUUUUUAUAGUACAUCGUCUUUUUUUUUCUGCUUUUUUUUUCUUUUCUUUUUUAUGAAACUACAAGCAAUUAGCGAAUUUCUGAGUACUUUUAUGUAAAUAGAAUUUCAUGUUUUUCUACUUACUCAUGUGUAAACUAUUUCUCAUCUUCCUUGUAAAUUUGUAUUAUACUGACUUAUAUAUACUUCAAAUACUGAUGUUUAUAUCAUUCUUUUACAAUUAUCAUUUCGCACAAAAUUGAAGAAAUGUAAUAGUUUAUGACUUUUUUUUUAACGUGGUUGGCUGAACCAAAUGUGCCUUAUAUGUAUAUACUGCUCCUAUAGUUAAAUUUGUUUGACUCUAAAAACAAUCGAAUAGGUCCCUGGAAAAAAAGCACAUGUUUCAAAUGAAACAUUUUGCUGGAAGGACUAAACAAAGAAAGCGCGCAACUGAAGAAUGUUAAUGAAGAUCAAGUGUAACAUAUACCCUUUUUCUAGACUCAUUUUGGAUAGUAACAACAACAUUUAAGUUUAAAUUUUGGGCAAAAUGUAUUAUUUUUUUAUCCUAUUUCUCCAAAAAAAAAAACAGUAACGACAAAUUGGUAACAUGUGUCCUUUAUCUGGAGACCCAUUUUUUUUUUCUUCUCUUCUCUUUUCGUUUUUAUGAAACUACAAGCAAUAAGCAAAUUUUUGAGUACUUUUAUGUGAACAGAAUUUCGUGUUUCUCUAAUUACUCAUAUGUUACCAUUACUCAUCUUUCUUGUAAAUAUGUAUUAUACUGAUUUAUACUUACUUCAGAUAUUUAUAUUUUAUAUCAUUUUUUGUUAUACAUUUAUCAUCUUAUUUGACUCAUAUUUCGCACAAAAAAUGAAGAAAUGUAGUUGAAUUAGUGUACGCGAUGAAAAAUUUUUUUUUUCCAAACGCGAUUGGCUGAACCAAAUGUGCCUCAAAUGUACAGACUGCUUUGUCAGUUAAAUUUGCUUGUGUCUGAAAACAAU